This is a messenger RNA of Pyrus x bretschneideri (Chinese white pear), 3257 nucleotides long. Its product is annotated as disease resistance protein RPM1. Lineage: Eukaryota; Viridiplantae; Streptophyta; Magnoliopsida; Rosales; Rosaceae. The record is from RefSeq and is a predicted model, not a curated record. Gene Ontology annotation, biological process: defense response to other organism. Gene Ontology annotation, molecular function: ADP binding.
UUAUUCUGCAAUAACGUUGCUUGUGUAAAAAGGGAGUAAUAGGUAGUGGUUAGAGAAGAAGAUUGCAGGUUAUGUAGCUAUGUGGGCAUCGCAUUUGAGAAUUGGUUUGCCACCCUUUGUUACAGAUUGCAUACCAAGUAUCGAAGGCCAAUAUGGAGUCAGCUGCAUCACUAUUGAUUGGGAAAAUUGCGGCCAUUCUUGAGAACAAAGCAUCUUCCAUAGCGGCAGUCCAUGAUGAAGUUGAUGAGCUUAAGCUGGAGCUCAUAAGCAUGAAAUCUUUCUUAAUAGAUGCUGAAGGCAAGGAAGCACAAACAGAAGGAGAGAAAACGUGGGUUACAAGCGUCAGAGAUUUGACCUGCGAUGCGGAAAAUGUCAUUGAUAAGUUCCUUUAUCACAUAUAUGAUAAACAAAGUGCGUCUCCAUUUGCAAAAUUGCUCCACAGAACCAUUUACUUUCCAAAGAAUCUUUGGUAUCGGCAUCGAAUAGCCAAAAAAUUACAGAAAAUCACAAAAAAGAUCAAAGCCAUUCCAGAGAGGAAUGAGAGAUAUGGUGUCUCUACAAUAGAAGGAACAAGUUCGGAUGGUGUUCCCAGAUGGGUGAAGAACAAAGCCGAGUCGUCUCUUUAUAUUAUGGAAGACGAACUAAUCGGGAUUGAAGACAAGAAGCAAAGGUUAAUGGGAUUGUUGAUGAAUGGUGGGGAAAAUGAAAUGGUUGUUUCUGUGGUCGGGAUGGGAGGAUCAGGCAAGACAACUCUUGUUGCCAAUACCUUCAACAACGAAAAUGUAAAGCGGCAUUUUGACUGUUAUGCAUGGAUCACUGUUUCUCAAACCUAUGUGAUCGAAGACUUGUUCAAAAAUCUGAUCAAGCAAUUCCACCGAGGAAGAAAGGAAGAGGUGACUCAACAUUUGGAUUCCAUGAGUUACAAAGAAUUGUUAGAGAUGUUGUCGACAUACUUGAAGUCUAAAAGGUACCUCGUUGUAUUGGAUGAUGUGUGGGAUAUUAAACUUUGGGAAGAAAUAAGGAUACCACUUCUUAAUAGACACCAUGGAAGUCGAAUCAUGCUUACAACUCGAAAGAAAGACAUAGCCUUCUAUUCUUUUGAAGUUGAAAGAUGUCCUUUUGAAAUUGAACCUUUGGAAAACAAUGAAGCUUGGGAGCUCUUUAGCAAGAAAGCAUUCUCAAGUUACAAUAAUAAAUCUUGUCCACCAGAGCUUGAAUCAUUAGCAUGGAAACUUGUGGAAAAGUGUAAAGGCCUACCUCUGGCAGUGGUAACUUUAGGUAGUCUAAUGUCUUCCAAGAAGUCAUCUUCGGAAUGGAAAACUGUAUACAAAAGCUUAAAUUGGCACUUGACUAACAAUCCUAUGCUAGAACCAAUGAGCAGCAUCUUAUUGCUUAGUUUCAACAAUUUGCCCAACCGGUUGAAGCCAUGUUUCCUAUAUUGCGCUCUUUUCCCAGAAGAUUAUCUCAUCAAAAGAAAAAGGUUGAUCAGGUUAUGGAUAGCUGAAGGGUUUGUUGAACCAAUUGAUGGGGUCACACCAGAAGAAGUUGCAGAGGGCUAUCUUGUGGAACUUAUUGUUCGUAGCAUGCUACAAGUUGAAAUGAAUGAAGCUGGAGGACUAGGAGCAUGUAAAAUGCAUGAUCUUGUGCGUGAGCUUGCCUUGUCGACAUCAAAAAAGGAAAAGUUUGGUGCUGCAUAUGUUGGCAGAGAAAUAGUAGAUAAAGCUGAUUUCCGCCGAUUGUCAAUUCAAACAACUGAAAGAGAAAUUAAUUCUUGCACAGGUAUGUCAGAGCUUCACUCCCUUCUUGUCUUUGGCACGUUAAAGAAAUUGCCUUCUGGAUUGAAGUUGUUGAGAGUUCUAGAUAUGCAGGAUGCUCCAAUUGAUAGAUUUCCAGGUGAACUAGUGUACUUGUUCAACUUAAGAUAUUUAAAUUUGAAGAGAACCUUAAUUGACGAGCUUCCAGAAUCUAUCGGACGGCUUCGCAACCUUGAAACCUUGAACAUAUGUCAGAGUAAGAUAAGGGCACUUCCAAAAGCAAUCUCCAAGUUAGUAAACCUAUGCCAUCUAAUCAUGUAUUGUUACACUGGUGAUUGGGCGGCCUUUAGAAAUUUCAAUGGGACAAAAACAGCAUCGAAUCUAAGUAAAUUACAGAAAUUGCAAGUUUUGCAUUCUGUUGAAUCAGAAGGAAAGAUUAUUAAAGUCAUCAGGAAUAUGACCCAACUUACAAGCCUCGGUAUUACAAAUGUGAAAGCAAGUGACGAGAUGGACCUCUGUGACUCCCUUCAAAAGUUAGAGCUCCUUCACACUUUGCUUUUAAAGGCAAGUGAUGAAGAGGAGUUUCUUCGAGUUAAUGCGCUACGUUCACCUCCUCCAGACCUUCAAAACGUUUUUGGCCGGAAAACUAGAAAGGUGCCUCUUUGGUUAGGUUCACUCCAAAACCUGACACGUAUGCAUCUACGUUGGUCUAGACUUGAAGAAGAUGUGCUACCUCACAUUCAAGCAUUGCCGAAUCUUGAAAGGCUUGGGCUAUUUAAUGCAUAUGUUGGCGAAAAAUUGUGUUUCUCCAGAGGCUUCAUAAAGCUUAAGCAUUUAUGCUUGGUCAACUUCCCCUUAUUGAAUGGUAUAUUUAUAGAGAAAGGGGUGAUGCCAAAUCUCCGGGGCUUAGACAUUGCGUGCUGCCUGGAGUUAAAGGCAUUGCCGCAGGGCAUUGAGUUCCUUGCUAACGUAGAACGCUUGAAUCUGAGUAUUGUUCCAAUGCAACUUAUAGAGUCCGUAAGAGGAGGCAUGGAUCAUCCAAAGGUACAACAUAUUCCUGAAAUCCAGUGUGGUAUGAGAGAGAAAAUAGGCGGUGUCAUGAAAACUUUUUUGGUAUACAGAAGAAUCAAGCCUCAUAAGCACUUGUGAGACUGCAGUGAGUUAUCCUUUGUGCCAGUUGAUUUUGCGGUGAAUCUCAACUUUCGUUAUAGUAACAGAGCUGACUAUAUACGUGUUGAGUCAUUCGCCCUACAAGGAAGAAUCUCCCUGUUGUUUGUGCGUUGUGUGAAGUUGCAAACGUUGAUCAAUCUAGGUUUCUUAUUUGCCCUUUGUGAAAUUGAAUAAUGCCCAAGAUUCUAUUUGUGUAACUGAAACUUAUAUUAUUGAUUGCUUGCUUGUGUUUUGAUGUAAUAAUAUUGCUUGGAACUGAAUCUGUCAGUGUCACUGAUGAGAAUAAUGCCCAAGAUUCUCUUUGUGUAACAAGAACUUAUAUUAUUAUUUGCU